Molecule: messenger RNA, 468 nt
Organism: Dioszegia hungarica
Lineage: Eukaryota; Fungi; Basidiomycota; Tremellomycetes; Tremellales; Bulleribasidiaceae
Exons: 3
Coding region: 1-468 (155 amino acids)
Source: RefSeq, a predicted model, not a curated record
AUGCCAAAUGUCUCGCUGCUUUUCCUUUGGGAACCCUUCGCAGUCGUCGCCGAGAACGCCAUGCACACCGCUUACACAGCCAUCAUGGGCGUCCUCCACCUCAUACCCUCCAACGUCGACGUCAGCUACAUUUUGACGGCAGAUCUCGCUCUAAACAUACACGCAUGUGGUCGCAUGAUCGUCGACUUCAUACAAGUUGCGCUCGACAAGCAGGCCUACGGCCUCGCCGUACAGUACAGAGCAGACCUUGCGGUGAUACAAAAUCUCCUCCAGCGGUAUGCUGCCAAGCAUCCAUUGGGUGGUUUCUCAGGCGCAUUUCUCGACACCUAUCUCGAGGCUGUCAUGAGCGGGAGCGACAGCUCGGCAACGUGCGAAUCUUCCUUUGCGAAUGCCAACGCGAAGCCCGCUGCAAUUGAGAUGGAGGCAUUCGUAACAGAAGGCGGGAUGACCUUGUUUCAUAAUUCAUAG